UAAUCUUGUCUUAAGACUAGUCGUCAAUCUUUUAAUACAAAAUGAAGGCGGCGUACAUUCUGCCUUUCUUCAUAGUAUUUUGUCAUGGGAGUAUAGUAAGGAAAAGUAAUAAGAAUGUUCAGGACUGGUGGGAGUCCACCAUUUUCUACCAAAUCUACCCCAGAUCCUUCGCCGACAGCAACGGAGAUGGCAUUGGUGAUUUGAAUGGUAUUACAUCUAAAUUGGACUACAUCAAGGAGAUAGGAGUUGGUGCCAUUUGGUUGUCGCCGAUGUUCCAAUCACCUAUGUAUGACUUUGGUUAUGAUAUAUCAGACUUCUAUGCUGUUCAUGAUGAAUAUGGUACUAUGGAGGACUUUGAAAAUCUUCUGGAGAGAGCUAAGGAACUCGAUAUAAAAGUUGUCCUUGAUCUUGUACCAAAUCACACAUCAAAUGAGAGUGUUUGGUUCCAAGAAGCUCUUAAUGGAAACGAAAAGUACUACAACUACUUUGUGUGGGAUGAUGGUGUUAUUGAUGAGAACGGGAAUAGGCAGCCGCCUAAUAAUUGGCUGAGUCAUUUCCGAGGUAGUGCUUGGGAGUUUAGAGAGGAAGUGGGUCAGUACUAUUUACAUCAAUUCGUUAUUGGUCAACCUGAUCUUAACUACCGAAAUCCCGAUGUUGUCCAAGAAAUGAAAGAUAUCAUACGCUUUUGGUUGGGUAAGGGUGUUGCUGGAUUCAGAGUAGAUGCCGUAAAUUGCUUGUUUGAAGUCGACAAAGAACUCUUUGGCGGCGUUUAUCCUGACGAACCUUCAUCAGGAAGAACUGAUGUUGACGCGGGAUCGCAUGAUUCUUUAGAUCACAUUUACACCAAAGACCGUAACGAAACCUACUAUAUGGUGUACGAAUGGAGAGAUGUAUUUGACGAAUUCAAAGCACAAGAUGGUUUGACCAGAGUUAUGAUGACUGAAGUAUAUGCUUCAAUACAAAAUGUUGUCAGAUAUUUUGGAGAAGGUGAAUUACUAGGAGCGCAGAUGCCUUUUAACUUUGAUUUAAUUACUGACGUAGAUGCAUCAUCAUCCGCUGCUGAUAUAAAAAGAGCCGUUGACAAGUUUCUAACUUACAAACCAGUAGAUGAACAAGCUAAUUGGGUGGUUGGCAACCAUGAUAAUCCUAGAAUGGCUACCAGAUACGGAUCUGCAUUAGUAGAUGGCAUAAACAUGAUUGUGCUAUUACUGCCAGGAGUGGCUGUAACCUAUAUGGGUGAAGAAAUUGGUAUGGUUGAUGGCUACGUGAGCUGGGAAGAUACAGUUGAUCCGGGUGGUUGUAAUACGAAUGAUCCUAUCAAUUAUGUUCUUUCAUCAAGAGAUCCAGAACGUACACCUUUCCAUUGGAAUGCAGAGAAAAAUGCUGGGUUUUCGACUGCCGACAAGACAUGGCUGCCCGUGGCUGAAGGAUAUGAAAUCUUAAAUGUGGAAGUGCAGAAAUCAGCCGACCGGUCUCAUCUGAAGGUUUACCAAGCACUAGCUGAGCUCCGGCAAAAUGACGUUUUCAGAUACGGGCGCUAUGAUUCACUGGCUUUAAACAAAGAUGUCUUUGCUUUUAGGAGAUGGAAGAAUAACAAUAUUUACAUUGUCGUCGUGAAUAUGAGGGACACGGAGUAUGAAAUCGACUUGACACACUUCGAGAACGUCUCUGGAAAUGUAAAGGUCGUUGUGCGAAGCGUACAGUCGCCUAAGAAUGAAGGUGAUCGGUUCAAGGCGGAAUCAUUCCCAUUGGCCGGUUUUGAAGGCGUUGUUCUCAAAGUUUGACGAAUAAAAAUAUUGAUUAUGAUUUAUUUUUAUAAAAUGGUUAGUGAUAAUAAAAUUAAUUUCUAAAAACUAAA
This is a messenger RNA of Amyelois transitella, 1858 nucleotides long. RefSeq names its product maltase A1. Gene Ontology annotation, biological process: carbohydrate metabolic process. The transcript is spliced from 10 exons. The record is from RefSeq and is a predicted model, not a curated record. The coding region runs from base 42 to 1784 and encodes 580 amino acids. NCBI's taxonomy places the organism in Eukaryota, Metazoa, Arthropoda, Insecta, Lepidoptera, Pyralidae.